AUGGGUUCAUCCAUUAGCAAGGCCAAUCACGAGGAGGCAAUUUCGUACAUACAACUUUCUGAUUUAUUAAAUGAUGAUGAAACAGUUAUACAAGGUUACAUAGAGCUAUUGAGGAAACAUUUUACAGUGGAUCUUUCCACUUCAACUAGUCCAUUUCAAGUUCAGGAUGCUCUUAUAGAUUUUGAAAAGCAUGUGUUGAUUCCAAAUGUUACCAGAUUAUGUUUUGGCUCAUUGAAUAAUCAGAAGUUAGCAGGAGUCCUUUUGAUUGCUAGAACGGUGCUUUUAUUUCCUUCUCUUGGGUUGGUGUCUUUCCCUGGGUUCAAAUAUCUUUGGAAGAAAAAACAUACUACAAGUGUUCCAACAAGAAAUUCUGUUGCAAGAGCUUCUCUGAAUCAAAAUAUAUACAAUAAAGUGAUUUUCAGAAAACUUGAAGAUGAUUAUUUUGAAAAAAGAUUUAGACUCAUUUUGGACGAAAUCAGAAAGAAACUGGGAUCUUUAGAUGAUGAUGUUAUUGAAAAGAUGAUUUUAAAAUUUGGCAAUGAUAGUUUUAUUAAUUUAGAUGAGGCCGUUUUUGUUACUUUCAAUGAAGCGGAAACCGCUAAAUGGAUUUUGGCAAAAGUUUUGAAACCAAUAGUUUUUUUGUCCAAUUAUUUGUUAGAUAGAGAUGGUGGUGAAUUGAUUUCAACUCUACAGAAGGCAGAAUACCUGAAGAUGGAAAAAUUCAAAAACCUUCCAAGUGGUGACUUUAGAUUAUGUGAAGAAACUUUCCAUACAUAUCCAGAUAUUACAAUAGUUUUCAAGCCUCAUGAUUCAAAUUUGUUCUACAAUAUAGCUAAUUUUGAAGUCAAGUUAUUUAAUUGCAUCAAUGAGUUUUUACAAGUUGGAGCGGUAAAGUUUAAGCCAUGGUUUUUACAAGUAUUUAGCCAAAUCAUUUCAGGCAAUUUUUUAAUUUCAUGUUUGACGGAUGGUUAUAGUUUUAUACUCAUGAAGAUUGACUUCAACAAGCAGUUAGAAGAUUUCUUAUCUCAUCCAGACAAACCAGGUGCUAAAAUUCCAAUAUCUUUCAAAUUGGUCAAUAUAACAAAAAGUGGUGUCACUGCAAAAGCUUCAAUUUUAGGGAUGUUAGAUGAUGAAGUAAGAAAUUUUUCAGAAUUAGAUUACAAAAGAAAGAUAUCGAAAAUUCAAAGGCUCAAAGAGAUAUGCUUGAAAAGCAAUGUUGAAUUUGUGCAUACGUUGAUUAACUGGGUUAACCACCACUUUAGGGAAUCCAAAAAUUAUCCUUCAUAUGAGAUUGAUUAUGCUCCAGAUAUAUUUGAUGAAAAUCAUAUUUCAUUAUUUCAGAAUGGUCCUGGUGAAGGUCCUCAAAUUUUACUAGUUUCUAAAGCACUCUGCAAAAGGUUGUUAAAUGUCAAAUCAAUUAAAAUUAAUGAUCAAGAACCUGUUGCUAUUUCCAUUUAUGAUCCAACGAGAUAUCAAAUUCAAAAUUAUACCGAAGGUGAUGCAUUAGGUUUGAAAGAAGCUCGAAAUUUGUUCAUGGAUAUGUAUAAGAAUCAAGUGAAGGCAUAUGGUAUUAUCAAGAAGUUCAAUACACUGAAUGGAUUAAAAAUAAAUGCAUUGGCACAUUUCAAAACUGGUAAUAUUAAAUUAAAGAUCAAAGAUUUUUCUUACUAUGCUGGUAAAUUUAUAAUCCAUGAGCAUGCUACAGGCAGACCUUCUACAAAACAACACUAUGAACAAGCUAUUGAACAAGUCAAUCUUUUGAAUGAAGCUGGUAUUCAAUUAGAUUACAUUGAUGAAAAAGAUAUUGUCUUAGCUAAAGGAAAAAUCUACUUGACCAACUUUAAUAAUGCAACUUUUGGGAAAGUCAAUGAAUGUGAUCCUGGGUGCUUAUCCAUGCUUGAAAGUUUGAGGGACAAUGCAUCAAAAUCUAAGAGGUCAAAGCAUAAAUGA
Messenger RNA from Hansenula ciferrii, 1950 nucleotides. RefSeq lists its product as uncharacterized. The record is from RefSeq and is a predicted model, not a curated record. Lineage: Eukaryota; Fungi; Ascomycota; Saccharomycetes; Phaffomycetales; Wickerhamomycetaceae. The transcript has a single exon. The coding region runs from base 1 to 1950 and encodes 649 amino acids.